Sphaeramia orbicularis (orbiculate cardinalfish) is the source of this 740-nucleotide messenger RNA. RefSeq names its product CD59 molecule (CD59 blood group) b (gene cd59b). The transcript has 3 exons. NCBI's taxonomy places the organism in Eukaryota, Metazoa, Chordata, Actinopteri, Kurtiformes, Apogonidae. The record is from RefSeq and is a predicted model, not a curated record. The coding region runs from base 180 to 536 and encodes 118 amino acids.
UGGAGGGGAGGAGGAGGAGGACACGUUUGGCCAGACAGGGAGUCUUUGUGGCCCCGUGGACAAACACCCACACUCAGCCGAAAGCCUCGGGUCACACUGGACGCCAAACCCAGACGGACGCUCUGCUUCUUUCACCAAACUCCAACUUCAGGUUCAUUCCUCACUCGCAGGGAGACGAUAUGAAGCGCUGCCUCGGACUAUUCCUGCUGGUUUGCUUUGGGAUGCUUGACUUGGGAUCUGGUCUUCGUUGUUAUAAAUGCUCAGAUUACACAGGACGCUGCCAAAACGUACAGGAGUGCACGUAUGAAGACUCCUGCAUAUCACUGAGCGAAAGAGGUGGGAAGACCAUCCGCCAGUGUAUCAGGUACACAGACUGCGAUAACUCUCGUCUCACCCAGAUGUUCCCUGCCAUCUCUGGCUUCACCUAUCGAUGCUGCAGCAGCAACCUGUGCAACUCUGGCUCGGCUGUUACCACGGCAACACCUCUCCUGGCUCUGAUGGGAUCCCUCCUGAGCGUCUGGUGGUGUUGGAUCUAAAUGCAGUGCAGAAAACUAACAGCAGUAGUUAAGUCUUUCAGGAUAUUAAGUGACAUUAACAUGAGCUAAAACAACUGCUGUUUGUUGUAGUUCAGGCUUCUCAGGUCAGGUUCAAGUGUCACCGUAAAUUGAGACUUUUUCAUUUUGUUCGGUCAUUUUCAAUUUCAUAUUGUACAAGUUUAACAAUAAAUACAUGAAAAAAUU